This is a messenger RNA of Neoarthrinium moseri, 1617 nucleotides long. RefSeq lists its product as uncharacterized. The transcript has 3 exons. Bases 1 to 1617 code for a protein of 538 amino acids. Lineage: Eukaryota; Fungi; Ascomycota; Sordariomycetes; Amphisphaeriales; Apiosporaceae. The record is from RefSeq and is a predicted model, not a curated record.
AUGGAGAGCACUCAGAUUGUUUCAAUUGUCGCGCUCAUAGUCUCAAGUACUGCUCUCAUUUGGAGUACGCUCCAACUAAUCCAUUCGUACCUUAGCUCUGCGAAGGGAUACUCGAAAAUCAAUGAGAAGGUGAUGCCCAAAUGGGACGUGUAUAAAAGCCGCGUCUUCCUCUGGGACCAAUUCAGAUUUCAAGUCAACUUUUAUACGCCAGUUCUUGUAGUCUGCCCCCCAAAAAACAAAGAGUUCCCUAUAAGGGAUGCCGACGGAAAAUCAGAAGGUUCGCAAGGCUAUUCUUUCAUUGGGGGUUCUAAGAACACCGACCUGAUACCCUCUGUCGACGAUCGUGGGCCUGCCAUCCAUACAGUCAACAAUGAAAGAGCGACAUGGAUUACGCUGUUAUCGGUCAUCCACGAGAUGGAAACGACGAGUUCCAGGUGGGAGACCGAACAGUUCAGCCGUAGCCCGCCAUCGUCUUGUACUCUCCCAAAAUUUGACGACCACACCUUGGCUGUUGCUAUCCAACGAAAGCAAAGGAGCUGGGAUGACAUGCCCUCGAGUAUCACCAAGCCUUACGCAACCACUACCAUAUGCCAUAUCAUUGAGAUUGCCGCAAUGUUAGGGAUACAUUGGAAGGAGUUCGAUCGCUCAAAAGACAUAUUCCUUGCUGAAGGCAAUGGCCUUGUUUUCAAGGCCACUAGCGUCACAGAAUUGGGCACAGUCUUUACAUUUCAAGUCUCUGGGAAAAGCGAAUUUAAGGACGGGCGCAUCAUUCCUGUUGAUUCCGUCAAGGAGUUAGCUUUCGGCUUUGUCUCAACCUUGUACCGCAAAACUAAAGAUCUAAGGCGGGUGGUGCUGCCUACUGAGGAAGCAAAGGACCUCGCUACUCUACAAUUGGGUACUACUAAUGAGUUUGCGGAAACGUUGGUCUCGUUUGGAUGCAACACGGAAACCUCGAAGUGUAUACGAGAUAACGACAAAAGACAUGGUCAUCUUUAUCCCUUGGCAUUCGAGAUACUGGGAAUGCUGGGGAAGAUCUUUCACGUUAAGAAGGGUUUUUUCCGAGUACUACCUAACCCCACUUUCUACCAUUGGAACCGACAGUACUUCAGCCUUCCUAGCUUAUUGCUAGCCUAUAAGAGGAACAUCGGCGGAGAGUGUUCCUCUAAUAAGCAUUUGAACCGUUUGCAGACCCGAGUCGAGAAUGUGGAAAGAGUGAUCCAUCAAACUCAACCUUCGUUUUCCGCAGCUCUGCUCGACGCCCUCCACGAAGCGUUAGAGUUGUGUGAUAAGUUUCUCACGCAAAAGGUCCCCCGCGAGAAAGUAGGACUCGUCUUGCGGACGCAUAUUCAGGUAGUGCUAUCAAUGUUGAACGAAACCGAAAGGGGCCCUACACUGGACCGCUCCUGGGUUCUCCGUUCUUCCACGGAAACCGCAGGCAACAUGCCUGCCUUUGCUAGUCUCGAUGGAAAACCACCAGAAUCCAAGCAGGAUGAGCUGAUUAAUAUCUACUUUACCAAGGUCCUCCCAAAGAUCAACGGCGUGGAUCCCGGUUUACCACCGCUGACCAGUGGGCCAGAGGUCGAGACGAAUAUAUGGCUCCCUGUCUACGUUAUAUAA